Dictyostelium purpureum is the source of this 1086-nucleotide messenger RNA. RefSeq lists its product as uncharacterized. NCBI's taxonomy places the organism in Eukaryota, Evosea, Eumycetozoa, Dictyosteliales, Dictyosteliaceae. The record is from RefSeq and is a predicted model, not a curated record. The transcript has 2 exons. The coding region runs from base 1 to 1086 and encodes 361 amino acids.
AUGUCAUUAGUUCACCGUGAUGCAAGUUCAAAUGCUGAUAGGAGAUUUUGGAAUAAUAUAUUUUUAAGAAAUGAAAUUCAUAAACAUAUUUUAAAGUUUAUUGAACAUAAUGUUGUAGAAUUAAAUAGAUCAAGUUAUGACCAGUUUAAAGAUAAAUCAUAUAUAACAUCACUUGAAUGGCAUGGUGAUACACUACCAGAUAAAAAUGAAUUUCCACCAUUUUUGAUAAAUUUAUAUUUGUGCACUUUUAAUAAAAUGUUAACUCCAACAACUUUACCAAAUACAAUUACUACACUCACAUUUGGUGAUGAUUUUAACCAAGUAGUUAAACCCGGCACAUUACCAAAUAGUCUUACAACACUCACAUUCGGUUAUGGUUUUAACCAAGUAGUUCUAUCUGGAACACUACCAAAUAGUCUUACAACACUCACAUUCGGUCAUGAUUUUAACCAAGUAGUUCUUCCUGGCACAUUACCAAAUAGUCUCACAACACUCACAUUCGGUGAUGAUUUUAAACAAAUAGUUCCACCUGGCACGUUACCAAAUAGUCUCACAACACUCACAUUCGGUUAUUGUUUUAACCAAGUAAUUCUUCCCGGCACAUUACCAAAUAAUCUCACAACACUCACAUUCGGUUAUGAUUUUAACCAAGUAGUUAAACCCUACACAUUACCAAAUAAUCUCACAACACUCACAUUCGGUAAUGAUUUUAACCAAGUAUUUCUACCCGGCACAUUACCAAAUAGUCUUACAACACUCACAUUUGGUUAUUGUUUUAACCAAGUAGUUCUACCUGGCUCAUUACCAAAUAGUCUUACAACACUCACAUUCGGUUAUUGUUUUAACCAAGUAGUUCUACCUGGCUCAUUACCAAAUAGUCUUACAACACUCACAUUUGGUAGUUAUUUUAACCGAGUAGUUCUACCUGGCUCAUUACCAAAUAGUCUAACAACACUCACAUUUGGUCAUAGUUUUAACCGAGUAGUUAAACCUGGCACAUUACCAAAUAGUCUUACAACACUCACAUUCGGUGAGUGUUUUAAAAAAGUAGUUCCACCUGGUUUAUUUAAAAUUAAUAAAAAAUAA